UGUGAUUGGCUCGGGCUGCGGAACCUCGGAAACCCGAAUGCGAGGAGGACCUUACGGACCCACAGCUGCCGCCCCCCGCAGAAAUCCGGAGCGCGGCCCCCUGGCAGCGGCGGCAGCGGCGGCGGCGGCAGGUAAAGAGAACGUUUUCCAAAGAAAAUAACAUAGUUCAGAAAGAAAAAUAACAAAAAGAAUUUGCUGCAGAUUUUGUUUUACAAUAUGUAAGAAAAUCUACAGUUUCUUCAAGACUCUCAUAUUAAGGAAGCAGUCAUGUUUCAUGAGUCCUCAAAACUGUGAGACAAGAGAAUGUAGUAGAGUGAGGCCAGAAGUCCUUACUGGCUCAAAGAACUCCAGGGAAACUGGGAUAGAACAUUUUACAUUAUAAGUAGAACCCCGGGAGCCAGAGGUGAAAUACAAGUUUAUCUGCAGAGCUCCGCUGCAGGGCUGAUCUGGGUCUGGAAGAAAUGGAUGAGAACCACUGGAUGAAAUUCACUAAUGCUAGACACCUGAGUCCUCUAGUAACGUAUAAAUAUCCCAACUAUUGUCUGUUGUCAUCUUGUUCCUCUUUUUCUUCUUAUUUUAUAACCUAUAUUUUAACUGGAACCUCAGUGCUAUGGUUUUGUCCUUUUGCUUGCUUCUAUCACUUCCCUAUGGCUCGUCACCCUUACUGUGUCUUAUUCUUCAUUAUCUUUGGUUUACCUCCACUUGGCCCUUCUUUUAUUUAUGUUUGCCACAUAAAACAUCUAAUCAAGGUUUUUGUUUGUUUUGUUUUCCUUUGUAUUGAGAUUUGCACACCUGGUUGAGAGGCAUAUUUUCAAUGGCAUUUUUUUCUCAAAACGACUGACUUUGGCCUAAUGUAUUUAAACUGUUUUUAAAACCAUUUCUUUUACAGAGAUUUGUGAAUAAACUUUGCUAAGUAUGGAUUCAGGUGGUGGAAGUCUUGGAUUGCACACAUCAGACUCUAGAAUGGCCCAUACCAUGAUUAUGCAGGAUUUUGUUUUUCGUAGUCAUUUUGAUGAAGAUGCUGAGACUCCAUUGACAGUCAACAAAGAAACUGAAUUUGAGCAAGUGGCUGGAAUGGCUGGUACUGCGCAUAUCGAUGGAGACCAUAUUGUUGUUUCAGUUCCUGAGGCUGUAUUAGUUUCUGAUGUUGUCACAGAUGAUGGGAUAACUCUUGAUCAUGGCCUUGCAGCUGAAGUUGUCCAUGGGCCUGAUAUCAUCACCGAAACUGAUGUAGUAACAGAAGGUGUUAUUGUUCCUGAAGCUGUACUUGAAGCUGAUGUUGCCAUUGAAGAAGAUUUAGAGGAAGAUGAUGGUGAUCACAUCUUGACUUCUGAGCUAAUUACAGAAACUGUUAGAGUACCUGAGCAAGUUUUCGUGGCUGACCUUGUUACUGGUCCUGAUGGACACUUAGAACAUGUGGUCCAAGAUUGUGUUUCAGGAGUUGACUCUCCCACAAUGGUAUCAGAGGAGGUUCUUGUAACUAAUUCAGAUACAGAAACUGUGAUUCAAGCAGCUGGUGGUGUUCCUGGUUCCACAGUUACUAUUAAAACUGAAGAUGAUGAUGAUGAUGAUGAUGAUGAUGAUGACGAUGUCAAGAGUGCUUCUGAAGACUACUUAAUGAUAUCUUUGGAUGAUGUUGGGGAAAAAUUAGAGCAUAUGGGGAACACACCAUUAAAAAUCGGCAGUGAUGGUUCACAAGAAGAUGUUAAAGAAGAUGGAUUUGGUUCAGAAGUAAUAAAAGUGUAUAUUUUUAAAGCUGAGGCGGAAGAUGAUGUUGAAAUAGGUGGAACAGAAAUUGUCACAGAGAGCGAGUACACCAAUGGACAUUCUGUAUCUGGAGUGCUUGACCAGAGCCGAAUGCAGCGGGAGAAGAUGGUUUAUAUGGCAGUUAAAGAUUCUUCUCAGGAAGAAGAUGAUAUCAGAGAUGAAAGAAGAGUUUCCCGAAGGUAUGAAGAUUGUCAAGCAUCAGGAAAUACUUUAGACUCAACAUUAGAAAACAGAAGUAGUACAGCUACACAGUACCUUCAAAUUUGCGAUAGCAUUAAUACGAAUAAAGUACUUAAACAAAAAGCCAAGAAGAGGAGAAGGGGAGAAACCAGGCAGUGGCAAACAGCUGUCAUAAUAGGCCCUGAUGGACAGCCCCUGACAGUAUACCCUUGCCAUAUUUGCACAAAAAAGUUUAAAUCCAGGGGAUUCUUGAAAAGACACAUGAAGAAUCAUCCUGAUCAUUUGAUAAGGAAAAAAUAUCAGUGUACAGAUUGUGACUUUACAACUAACAAGAAAGUGAGUUUCCAUAACCACUUAGAAAGCCAUAAGCUUAUAAACAAAGUUGACAAAACCCAUGAAUUUACAGAAUACACACGAAGAUACAGAGAGGCUAGCCCACUGAGUUCAAAUAAACUUAUACUAAGAGACAAGGAGCCGAAGAUGCACAAGUGCAAAUACUGUGACUAUGAAACUGCAGAACAAGGACUGUUAAACAGACAUUUACUGGCUGUUCACAGCAAGAAUUUUCCUCAUGUUUGUGUUGAGUGUGGGAAGGGCUUUCGACAUCCAUCUGAACUCAAGAAACAUAUGAGAACCCAUACUGGUGAGAAGCCAUAUCAGUGUCAGUAUUGUGUCUUCAGGUGUGCAGAUCAAUCAAAUCUGAAAACUCAUAUUAAGUCUAAGCAUGGUAACAAUUUGCCAUAUAAAUGUGAGCAUUGCCCCCAAGCAUUUGGUGAUGAGAGGGAGCUUCAGCGCCAUCUGGAUUUAUUUCAAGGACAUAAGACACACCAGUGUCCUCAUUGUGACCAUAAGAGCACCAACUCAAGUGACCUUAAGCGGCACAUCAUAUCUGUCCACACUAAGGAUUUUCCUCACAAAUGUGAGGUCUGUGAUAAAGGUUUCCAUCGUCCUUCUGAGCUCAAAAAGCAUAGUGAUAUCCAUAAGGGUAGGAAGAUUCAUCAGUGUAGGCACUGUGACUUUAAAACAUCAGAUCCAUUUAUUCUUAGUGGUCAUAUCCUUUCAGUUCAUACUAAGGAUCAGUCAUUGAAGUGUAAAAGGUGCAAGAGAGGAUUUAGACAACAAAAUGAGCUCAAAAAGCAUAUGAAAACACACACUGGAAGGAAGAUUUACCAAUGUGAGUAUUGUGAAUACAGCACUACAGAUGCAUCUGGCUUUAAACGACACGUAAUAUCAAUACAUACAAAAGACUAUCCACACAGGUGUGAAUUCUGCAAGAAGGGAUUCCGAAGACCAUCAGAAAAAAAUCAGCAUAUUAUGAGGCACCACAAGGAGGCUCUUAUGUAAUAAGAUCAGUAUAAAGAAAGAACCUAUUUAGAAAAUAUGAUAAACUACAUGGGAGGAAAUUUUCACAAACUAUUUCAUCUGGUUACAAAGCUUGAUAUUAAAUCAUAACUUUACAUUCUUUGUAUUAAAGAUCUUAACAUAUUUGAAUUAACAGGGGAUCUCAUAGCCCUUUGAAAAUUACUUAAAGAAUUUAAGAAACACCAUAGAAUGGUUGUGUAAAAACUUCUUAAGUGUCUAUUUAAUAGUCUUAUAUGCAUAAUUAAACUACAGAGGGGAAGAGCAAAGACAAUGACUUUAUUUGGCUGAUCAUACUAGAGACAAAUGUUCCUGAAAAGGUUAUACAUAAUUGAGGACUUUAGCAAUGCUUUGCUAUGGCAAGCAAGCCUCACUUUUAUGCAAUUUUAGAAAUGGGGUGGAGAAAUAAAAUGUAGUCAUCCAUCAAUCAUUUCGUCAUUGAGCCUUUUUAUAUGGUACUUGGAAAUUGAAUUCCAGAAAUGGCAAAGUUUUGUGUAUUCAUUAAAAGAAUUUCACCAGAAAACAGGUUAGAUUAAUUCAGUACUAUUAAAAAGAAUUUCAAAGCUGCUAAGAUUUUAUCACAGGAUAGGAUGUUUAAAAUAGAGCAUUCUGUGCUGAAGUCUAAGGAUUGAAGUUCCCUUUUUUUCUGAUGUUCAAGUUGAUUGUUGUUCAGUAUGGCAUAUAUGACAAAAGUAUAUUUGAGUCAAAUGUGGCUUUCUAAAACAGAUGCAACAGUAGUGUUGCAAACAAAGUUAGCACUAUAUUUCUUAAUGAUCUAAAGAUUAAAUUGAGAGAACACAGUUUUCUUAAAUAUUAUAAUGUUUAGAGGUUUUUUUUUUAGGACAGUCUUAGCAAGUAUGAUUCUUCUACUCUUACUUGCUCUAAUGUUUAAAGGUGCAAUUUUAUGCCAUUAUUGAAGAUUUUGAUUUUUAAAAUCUAUAUACCAUAUUAUUAACAUGCAUUUUCAAUAUGAGACAGUAUUUAUGCGGUAUUUAACAAAACACUAUGCUGCCAAUAGAGUUUGAAGGUGGAUAUUCAGUUUACAGUGUAUAAAUUUAAAUAUGCAUCCCUUUAACAACGCUUUGUGUUAGCAUGCUGCAAAUCAAAAUGGCGCUUAAUAUAAAAAGCUGGUUUAGGGAAAUUUAAUGAAAAUUAUGUUCAUAAACGUAAUGCAUAUGACGUGUACUUUUAAGUUUUAGUUGCUUCAUGUUUACACUCAGCUGUUCAACAUAAUUAAAUGUAAUUUUACUUCAUGCUAUAUUGUGGCUUUGUGUUUCAAAUAAUGUUCACCUUUCUGUUUUUGCACCAGAUAAGAAUCAGUUCCUUGAAAAUAAAUUUUUUAUCUUUCUUAACUUGAGAAUACUAAAUUUGGAAAAUCUAAAAUUGUGUGUUAUGUGGCUGUAAAUGAUGUACACGCUGUAAAAUAAAAUUGUCACUGUUACGUGGGAUUAUUAUUUCUAAAUGUUACUCAUUGAAAUGAGCAUACAAUAAAAAGCAUUUAUUGCACUUCAA
This is a messenger RNA of Equus caballus (horse), 4818 nucleotides long. The record is from RefSeq and is a predicted model, not a curated record. NCBI's taxonomy places the organism in Eukaryota, Metazoa, Chordata, Mammalia, Perissodactyla, Equidae.